GUAAGGGAGGGAGAGAGGAGAGGGUGUCCCGUCUGCACGGAGAACAGACAGACAGCAGGGAACAGCUGCAGCAUUAGGUUAGCGUAGGAUUUCACUGCAUUGCGAUUUAAAAUAUCAAUCAUUUCAUCCCCAAAACUCAAGUAGAGCAGCUUGACUAAGCAACCAAACAUCAUUUAAACAUGGUUGAUCGCGAGCAGCUGGUGCAGAAAGCCAGGCUGGCUGAACAGGCUGAGAGAUAUGAUGAUAUGGCAGCUGCAAUGAAAUCGGUAACAGAGCUGAACGAGGCCCUGUCCAACGAGGAGAGGAACCUCUUGUCUGUCGCCUACAAGAAUGUGGUCGGGGCCCGUCGCUCUUCCUGGAGGGUGAUCUCCAGCAUAGAGCAGAAGACCUCGGCCGAUGGUAAUGAGAAGAAGAUUGAGAUGGUGAGGGCCUACAGGGAGAAGAUCGAAAAAGAGCUGGAGGCCGUGUGCCAGGAUGUGCUCAACCUUCUGGACAACUUCCUCAUCAAGAACUGCAGCGAGACGCAGCAUGAGAGCAAGGUGUUCUACCUGAAGAUGAAGGGCGACUACUACAGGUACCUGGCCGAGGUGGCCACGGGGGAGAAGAGGGCCACCGUUGUUGAGUCGUCGGAGAAGGCCUACAACGAGGCUCAUGAGAUCAGCAAAGAGCACAUGCAGCCCACCCACCCCAUCCGCCUGGGCUUAGCUCUCAACUACUCAGUGUUUUACUACGAGAUCCAGAACGCCCCGGAGCAGGCCUGCCACCUGGCCAAGACCGCCUUCGAUGACGCCAUCGCCGAGCUUGACACCCUCAACGAGGACUCCUACAAAGACUCCACUCUCAUCAUGCAGCUGCUCCGAGACAACUUGACACUGUGGACAAGUGACCAGCAGGAUGACGAGGGCGGUGAGGGCAACAAUUAAAGAGAAACCACACUUCGACAAAAAAUAUAUAUGAAGGGCCGGUGGACUUUGGCAGCCGCUUUUGCCAAUGAAACUACCGCAGCAGCAGUUCUUUAUUUUUCCAUGUGUUAAAAGAAAAGAAUCAAAAGAGAGGUGAGAGUGGAGGUUAAAUCUUAGUUUAAAUAUAUAUAGAAAUAUAUAUACAGUUGAAAGGGGCCACCGUCUUCUUGGUUUUCUCUUUGACAUUUGCCAAAACCACUGAUAUGUCAGUCAAUCAGCCUGAAGUGGUUGUUGUUGGAUUGAAAUGGCAGCCUCACACUGGCAUAAGAACUGAUCUUGUUCUGUCGAGACAAGCUGCUUAGGUUUUUGCGUGAUAGAGAUGAGUCACUUGAGAGAGAAAAUGCUUGAAUGGGAGUGCCUCACAAUACUAGUUUGCAAUGGUUCCAGUAGUACGUCUAAUUUUGAGAAAGGGCCAUAAAAGCUAUUGAUGUUCACACCCACACACACUACAGGAAAACAGGACUAAAUAAAUCCCCCUAAAUUUGAAUUAUUUAAUUAGAUGGACGUGAAAAUUAGAAUUUAAUAGUAAAUAUUGAUUCCCUUAUUUUGAGUGCAGAUCAGUCACUGGAACCACAGAUUAUUUUGGAGGUAAGGUUACAAAAGGCAGAGACUUAACAAUAUUAAAAAAUGAAGACAAAAAAACAAUUAAAAGCAGCUUCAGAGUUUGUGGUUUACUUAUGUGUUUGUUUUAUUAAAUGCACUUGCCUACUAUACUGUUUCUUCAGUGUAACAUGAUGACAACAAUAAUAUGGAUUAUUCAAUAUUGUGCAUGCUGGUGAUGUAUUUAUAUACAGUAGCUUGACUUUAUUAACUUAUACUGUGGGUGUUAAGUAUUCAUAUGAUUGAGAAAAACAGGCUUUGUAUGAUGUUGAUUUUUAAUUUAUUUCGUUUUGUUAUGGUUUUUUGAUUUGCUAUACCAAAAUGGUGAUCGUAAAAAUUGACCUGUAAUGGGUGUUGCUAUAGUGACAUGCAAAAUGUGUAUUUAAUUUGUUACUGAAAGAAAAAAAUAGGAAGAUAAAAUCUCACCAUUGAUGACUUAAUCUUACCAACUGGUGUUUGUCACAUUGAAGUAUGACUAUGAUAUAUUUUGUUCUUUGAACAGUAAUUAAGUACAUUUUUCUGUCAUGCUAUCCAGUUUUGAUGAUGGUGAAGUUUUCAGGCUCAAUGUUUCUGUUUUGAGUUCACGAACAUGGACCAUAUUUUAGUUCUGCCAGUAUCCAUUUUGGUUUGUCCGUUUGUUUUUAUACCUUUUAGCUGUUCCUGAGUGACAAAAUAUCUUGAAUGUGAGUCAUUAUGUAGCAGUUGCACAAGAACCGAAAUAAUAGCUAUGAUAAUAAAAAAAAAUAUGAUUAAAUUAUACAUGCACCAUAUCCGUGGUGGUCUAGUGUAUUGUUGUAUUGUCACCCAGAGGAAAAUGUUUUAACUAUUUGUUUUGUGCCCUGAGUACAGGAUGUGCUUUCUUUUUGUGCCUGAUUCAUUAUUUAAUAUGCCUCAUUUGCAAGUUCACAAAAAGAAAAAAAUAUCUAUAUGCCAGUAAGCAUGUUUGCAAGAUGUAAGAUUUGUCUCCCUCAUACAUGUGUCCGACGGUACUGCUCUAUGUACAGUACAUAGAUACAUGAAUAUUAAAACACAAAUGCACAAAAAGAGUCACAGGGAAAGCAUAAGCAAUUCAAUAGAAUUGGUUAAUGAUUAGCAAAUGUUAUAAUUAAUGUAUAAAGAAGCUGCUCAAGAGCACCGAAAGCUGCUGAACAGAUUUAUCUUCAUAAUGCUGCUACUUCUAUAGAUUACUACAUUAAUAUAUUCAUACAGAUGGCAGUUUCGGGGACUUUAUUUUUGCGAAUAGAUAGCAGUUUUAUCAGACUUAUAUUUUUAAUCUGAGGUGUGUUGGCUUAGGAAAGAAACCAAAAGUCUUAAGGUCCGUCACACAACCUCGUUCAUGUAUGCCAAUUAUGUCACCACCAUGAGUCAGCACCCAUGAGCUCAUACUGUAUGUCACAGCUGCUUUGAUUUAUUUUUAACAUAGUAUAAAGUUGAUGUUCUCCAAGGCUCCCAACACAAAUAGCAUUAAAACCAGAUGCAACACACAGCCUAUGAUUAUUGUAAUGGAGUCAAUUCAUUCAUUCAAAUGUUCAACAAAAAUGAAAUCAUAAUGUUUCUAAUUUCUUUGUUGGAAUAUUUGUGAAAAACCAUGCAGGAACCUAUCACUCAUUGCCAAGAAUACAUCUAUUGUGUUCCUUUUGAAUUAGUUAGAUUUUUUCCCCCCUGUGGUUUGUGUUUUAUUUUGAAGGUAUCAUUAUUAUUUUGAAUGUUAUUCCUUUUUUUUUCUGCUUUGACACGAAAAAUGCAAAAAUGAAAAAGAAAACAAUUGAAUCACAAAUAUGAUUAUAGAGUAGCCGAUCUGCUGGAUACUAGGAACGAGGGUGUAGGGAUAGAAACUGUAUGCUCUGAGGACUUUUUGGUUGCCAUCUGUUGCCCAUUAAAGUUAUUUGU
Molecule: messenger RNA, 3452 nt
Organism: Eleginops maclovinus (Patagonian blennie)
Lineage: Eukaryota; Metazoa; Chordata; Actinopteri; Perciformes; Eleginopidae
Gene: ywhag2
Product: 3-monooxygenase/tryptophan 5-monooxygenase activation protein, gamma polypeptide 2
Biological process (GO): signal transduction; intracellular protein localization
Cellular component (GO): cytoplasm
Molecular function (GO): protein kinase C binding
Source: RefSeq, a predicted model, not a curated record